UUGUUUUCCCCUUUUUUACCCGUAUAUGAUAAGGGAAUUUAUAAAAUUAAUGUCAUGAUGUCAUGUUAUGAUUUGUUGUAGAUAUGUUAAAUAAAUAUAUGUGUAGAUUUUACAUACCUGCUAGAAAUAUGUGUGCAUCAAAUACUAAAUCAAUGCUAACGGGUAAAGUUGCUGUUGUGACAGCAUCAACUGAUGGGAUCGGGUACGCGAUCGCGGCGCGGCUGGCGGCAGACGGGGCCCGGGUGGUGGUGAGCAGUCGCAAGGAGGGCAACGUGCGGAGCGCAGUCGACCGGCUGAAGGCAGGCGGCUUCCCCGUGGCCGGCGUCGUGUGCCACGUGGGGAGGGCAGAGGACCGGAGCCGUCUCUUCCAGGAGGCCGUCCACAGGUUCGGAGGCAUCGACAUCCUCGUGUCGAACGCUGCCGUCAACCCGGCGGUCGGCCCGGUGCUGGAGUGCAAGGAAUCGGAGUGGGAUAAGAUAUUUGACAUCAAUGUGAAGUCUGCCUACCUGUUGUCCAAGGAAGUGCUCCCGCACAUGAGGAAGAGGAAUGGCGGUUCUAUUAUUUACAUUUCUUCCAUUGCUGGUUUCCAGCCAAUGCCAUUGCUGGGGACCUACUCUGUCAGCAAGACUGCGCUCCUGGGACUCACCAAAGCAGCUGCAGCAGACCUCGCGAAGGAGAACAUACGAGUGAACUGUGUGGCCCCGGGCAUUGUCAGAACCAGGUUUUCCAGCGCUAUCCACGAAGAUGAGGGUACGAGAACCGCUGUCCUCUCACAAGUUCCUUUAGGAAGGUUGGCAGAGCCGCGCGAGAUUGCAGGCUUGGUGUCGUUCCUGUGCAGCGACGAUGCGUCGUACAUCACGGGAGAGACGGUAGUGGCUGCGGGAGGCAUGCAGUCCCGCCUGUGAGCCACUGGGACUGGCUUCGGGGACGCCUCGAGAGAUGCUCGUUGUGUGACUAGAAUUACUCACAGCUUGAAGCCAGUUUUACACAGCAUAGUGCGGGCCAGAAGUCUUGCGAGGUACUUCCCAACAUUCUAUGGGCAUGAUUUUCUCGUAAUGGAUGGAUAGAACUACCGUGUUUUAUUGCAUAAUUGUCGCACAGUUAUGCUAAAAUCAAGUUUGAAAAGUAGGGGUAUGACUUUUAUGCGAGAAAUCCAUUAUUGUUGAGUUUAAUUUUUUUAUAACAACAAAACUGUUGCAUGGAAAUUACAUUUAGUUAAAAUGCUGAGUGCGCAAAAGCGCGCCAAACAAUUAAAACUGAUUAGUAAUUCCUCAAAUACAUAUUUUGUAACAACUUCACUGAUAAUGACUCAAAUGUGAGUUGGAACUAACAUAGUGUACCCAUAACUAUCCAUUUUCUUAAUACACACCACGAAAGAGUGCGGUCUAUAAAAUGUAGUUUACUCUGCUUGCAAUCGGCGAGCUAUCAAUUUUAGACUACGUGCGCCGCACUCUGUACAGGCAUCAACAUAACCAAACAUGUAUGAUGCCAACAAGCGCUGGUCUUCAUUUUCAUACAUGCUUCACAGCAACGGCAGAACAGAUAGAAAUUAUAAUGUUUGAAAAAGUGUUUGAAAGAGAAUAUUUACACAUUGGAAACUUGUUAUUUCUGUUAAUUAAAUAAGUAAAUGGUAAUAUUUAGAUGAACAAUGUAUUUAAACUUCAAUAAAACAUGGUUUCAUACGGGGAACUAAGUUUUUGGGCAAUAAAACACGGUAAACAGUAAGUAGAGCAAUGUACGGCUGACUCGGCAUGGCUUGGUUACACAUCAGCUGUUCCAAAAACAUCAUACAUCGUAAUAAUGCUGCCACAUGUUUUUAGUAUAACAAGUCUGUCAACAAAGAAAACUGCCUCUUUUGGUAAGUUUGAAUAAAUUCUACUAACAUCAUGUUUGUUGUCACACAGUUCUUUGUUUUUCGCAGCUUCCUCUUUGUUAACUUACAGGCUUAAAUUCUUUAUUAGUGUCUGACUGUUUUAAACCAAUGAUCACACUACUUAUUUUUUCUGUAAAACUCAUUAUGGUUAAUGCAAGAUGAAAACUGCUUCUAUUGUGGAAAAAUAAAUAAUUAAUGACUUGAGUAUUGAAUACUGUCGAUUUUAAUAAUGGUGGAUUAUUGGUCUGAAAUAAAUCAAAAUUAUUUCUCUACCACAAUAGAACUCAUAAAUGUGUACCAAUUGCCUUGAAAGAAAACCAUUUCUUUAACCUUUAUGUUCUUUAAUAACCCAAUUUAAUUCUUACUCUUACAUUAUAGUUUAUUUCACACCAUUCUGAGUGUGAUUAUUUUGUUCAUUUACUACCAUUGUUCUAGGCUUCAUUGCCGUUUCACACUAAUAAUAAACUUGUUUUGAAUGGGUAUAGUACACGAAGGGAAAGUGUCGUGCCAUUCUGAUUUGUAUUCUCUUCUCCUUUCACUCUGCUUACCGAGUGGUGACAGCUCGCAAGCCUCCUGGCCCGCACAGAUCAGAAUGUUUGUCUCCUGGGUUGCAGACAUAAAAAUUAGUGCCUUCUUUUUUGACAUGUUCUUGUCUUUACCUAACUACACAUAAAUUGAUUCACCGUAGCAAAUAUUUGCCACUGAUUUUGUAUUUUAUAGGGUUGCUAACAAGGAAAACCUGGAAAUGUCGGGGAUUUUCAGCAACGGGGAAAAAGUUAGGGAAUUUAGAUAGUCAGGUAAUAUUAUUAAUGACAAGGUUAAUAAAAAAUUAAAAUUA
This is a messenger RNA of Bacillus rossius redtenbacheri, 2711 nucleotides long. It is a transcript of the gene Dhrs4, whose product is annotated as dehydrogenase/reductase SDR family member 4. The transcript is spliced from 6 exons. Lineage: Eukaryota; Metazoa; Arthropoda; Insecta; Phasmatodea; Bacillidae. Gene Ontology annotation, molecular function: carbonyl reductase (NADPH) activity. The coding region runs from base 84 to 905 and encodes 273 amino acids. The record is from RefSeq and is a predicted model, not a curated record.